AUGCCGAAGCGAAACGCACCCUAUGGCGGGUAUGGAGGAGGGGCUCCCAAAAAGAGAAAGGGUCCAAAGAAUUGCUAUGGGGUCAGGGCUGGGAGAAAGCCUGGUAUCUACGAUACCUGGGCCGAAUGCGAAGAACAAGUAACAGGCUUUCCAGGGGCAGUUUUUCAAGGAUUCUAUUCGUUCGAAGAAGCUCGUGAUUACAUGCGUGACACAGAUUGGAUGCGUAGCAUGAUGCAUCCAUCAACCAGUGUCCCUGCGGCGAGCGUCCCUACUGCCCGAAUCCCUUCGGUCAGCGCUGCCCAGGCCAGCGUCCCUAAAGUCAGCGCGUCUGGGAAAUACUACGCUGUCGCAGUUGGCAGCAAGCCGGGCAUCUAUGACACCUGGUCCGAGGUCGAACGAUACAUUAAAGGUGUAUCUGGGGCCCGACACAAGAAGUUCAACACGUGGGAAGAUGCGAAGGAUUUCAUUAUAAAAAAUGGAACACCGGAAACAUGCCAGGCUCUUGGGAUAGCAUCCGCUUCAGGGCAACAAGCACAACAACCAUGGCAAAACCCAGCAGUACACGCGCGGGAAACAAGGCUAGAAUACCAACCACCGCAAGCACAGUACCAACCGCAGCAGGCACACUAUCAACCACCGCAAGCACAGUACCAACCGCAGCAGGCACAAUACCAACCGCAGAAAACACAAUACGAAAGUGCAGCAGAACAAGUUCGACAAGAACGGAUGGCACGACAGGCUCAACACGAACAUCAGACUCAACACGAACAUCAGACUCAACACGAACAUCAGACUCAACGCGAACAUCAGAUUCAACGCGAAGAGCAGAUUCAACGAGAACGACUCGUGCAGCAAAGCCGACAGGAACAACCGGCUCAGGAAGCAAUCAGGAUUUACACAGAUGGCAGCAGUCUUGGAAAUGGAAAGCCUGGCUGCAGUGCUGGCCUUGGUGUCUUCUUUGGCCCUGGCGAUGUGCGUAACCUCUCCGAGAGACUCCCCGGCCUGCCUCAGACGAACCAGCGAGCUGAACUACUAGCUAUACUAAGGGCAAUGGAGAUGGUACCUCUAAAUCAGGUAAUAGAGAUCUGGACCGAUAGUAAGUACUCUAUCAAUUGUGUAACAGAGUGGCAUACGAACUGGGAGAAGAGGGGUUGGAGGACUGCUCAAGGAAAGCCUGUCAUGAACCUCGACAUCAUACGCGACAUAUUAGCCAAGAAGAGAGAGAGAGAAGCUGCCGGGGCAGUCACAAAGUUCCAAUGGGUUAAAGGACAUGGAUCAAAUCCGGGUAACAUCGAGGCCGAUCGUCUAGCCAACGUAGGAUCCCGAAUGCCACGAGUCCAUUAG
Messenger RNA from Fusarium pseudograminearum CS3096, 1344 nucleotides. RefSeq lists its product as uncharacterized. The transcript has 2 exons. Gene Ontology annotation, biological process: DNA replication, removal of RNA primer. Lineage: Eukaryota; Fungi; Ascomycota; Sordariomycetes; Hypocreales; Nectriaceae. The record is from RefSeq and is a predicted model, not a curated record. Gene Ontology annotation, molecular function: RNA-DNA hybrid ribonuclease activity; nucleic acid binding. Bases 1 to 1344 code for a protein of 447 amino acids.